Molecule: messenger RNA, 1249 nt
Organism: Hyalella azteca
Lineage: Eukaryota; Metazoa; Arthropoda; Malacostraca; Amphipoda; Hyalellidae
Exons: 6
Coding region: 1-1221 (406 amino acids)
Source: RefSeq, a predicted model, not a curated record
AUGCAGGUGAGAACUCUUAUAGAACCUCGCCCCAUGCAGGUGAGAACUCUUAUAGAACCUCGCCCCAUGCAGGUGAGAACUCUUAUAGAACCUCGCCCCAUGCAGGUGAGAACUCUUAUAGAACCUCGCCCCAUGCAGGUGAGAACUCUUAUAGAACCUCGCCCCAUGCAGGUGAGAACUCUUAUAGAACCUCGCCCCAUGCAGGUGAGAACUCUUAUAGAACCUCGCCCCAUGCAGGUGAGAACUCUUAUAGAACCUCGCCCCAUGCAGGUGAGAACUCUUAUAGAACCUCGCCCCAUGCAGGUGAGAACUCUUAUAGAACCUCGCCCCAUGCAGGUGAGAACUCUUAUAGAACCUCGCCCCAUGCAGGUGAGAACUCUUAUAGAACCUCGCCCCAUGCAGGUGAGAACUCUUAUAGAACCUCGCCCCAUGCAGGUGAGAACUCUUAUAGAACCUCGCCCCAUGCAGGUGAGAACUCUUAUAGAACCUCGCCCCAUGCAGGUAAGAACUCUUAUAGAACCUCGCCCCAUGCAGGUCUUCUUCGACGAUUUUUUUAAGGAUUUCCUGAUCCCUGAGUCGGUGUUCACGGUGGACAAGAGUCGAGUCGGUCCGGCAAGAGAGUCGGUGUUCACGGUGGACAAGAGUCGGUCCGGCAAAGGACGCGUGGUGGUCAAGGCUGUGCAGCUUGGCGCCGGCGACGCGCCGCUCAGAUGCGAGAUUUCCGGCGAAGCUCCGUACUUCCAGACGGACGAACAGUGGGCCAAGAUGGAGGUCGCCGUUGUGCCCUCAGACCCCCCUACCCUCACUGGCGUCGCUGGCUUGUAUCCCCUCAACUCCCCCGCCCUCAUCACCUGCUCGUCGCCCCCCGCUCUGCCCAAACCUGAGCUUGAGUUCCGCGUCAACAAUGAGAAGGUUGACCCAUCUCUCCUCCACGAGCCGCUCGUGCAGCUAAACAACGUGACGAAGCUGUACUCGGUGUCACAAACUCUACGGUUGCGUACAACUCUUUCCGUUGCACGCAAAGGCUACGUCACUGUUCGAUGCUCGGCUUCAGUUCGUGAUCUCUAUUGGAAAAACUCCGAAGUUAAACUCAACGUUGAUGUUCCCGAACAAUUCAGACAGAAACCCGAGUUCCACUUAUUCGGUGGCACCGCAAUGUCAACAUCGUCUCCAGUUUUAUUAAUUUUUCUGGUGACUUCAUCGUUCCUUCAACAUUUCUAGCUCCACUGCACCAGUUACAAUCCAUGGU